UAAACAUUUAAUGCAAUAAAGUGAAUAAGGACUUUUGUGGUAAACAAUUCCAAAGGAUUUUGUGCAAUCUAAAAUCAUUUAUGAGGCAACAGUAACUAAAUUGGGGAAAAAGAAACAUUAAAGACAUCUUGUGAUUACUGACAAACAUAUUUUAUUAUUCAAAGUAAUUAAAACUUGAUUUAAAAGGAAAAUGGUAAAUAUGUACAUAAAUUGUUGCCAUUAAAUUUUUCAACUAGAUUUGAAAUAUUUAGAGAUGCUCCUAUUUUAAAAGCAAAUGUUCAAACAAAAAAAUCAACACCAAAUACUCCUCAUUCUAAUAGACUUGAUAUUGUUAAACCAGAAGAUGUUUAGACUUUAGGAGAUAUAUUACAUAUAAGAUUGUAGAGUGAAUCAUCAGAAAAAUAUUGGGAUUUUACAAGUGAUUAAGAAACACUGAAAGUAUUUAGAAAACUAUUUGGUUAAAAAAUAAAUCAAAUGGGAUUUCAUCAUAUGUUUAAAGUGUUUAAAAAGAUUGGUAAAGGCAACUUUGCAAGUGUGUAUUUAGCAGAAAGAAUAGAAGAUGGAUAAUAAAUGGCUAUUAAAGCAUUUUCAAAAAGUGCAGUAUAUGCUGAAGAAAAUGGAAAAGUAAUAUUAUAAAUAUAAUAAUAAGGAAGGAUUAAUAAACGAAAUAACAAUAAUGAGAGAAUUAGAUCAUCCAAAUAUUAUGAAACUUUAUGAAGUUUAUGAAACACAAAAUUCUUUAUAUAUGGGUUUAGAAUUAUUAUAGGGAGGUUAGCUCUAUGAUAUAAUGAAGAAGAAAGUGAUAUUAACUAACAAAUAGAUUCAGUCUAUAAUGAAAGGAUUAUUGGAUGGUUUAGCACAUAUGCAUUCUAAAAAUAUUAUGCAUAGAGAUUUAAAAUUAGAGAACAUAUUAUUUAAAGAAUAAAAGUAAUAGAAAUAUUUACAUUAUAGUGAUAUAAAUUCUGUAGUAAUAGCUGAUUUUGGUUUAGCAACAUUUGUAAAUCUUCCAGUCUAUUUAUAUUGUAGAUGUGGAACACCAGGUUUUGUUGCACCUGAAGUAAUAAAUAUUUCAGAUAUGACAACAACUUAUGAUAGUGUUUGUGAUGUUUAUUCCUUAGGAUUAGUAUUUCAUAUUCUACUUACAGGUAAACCAGGUUUCUCAGGUAGAAGCUAUAAUACAAUUGUUUAACAAAAUAAAGAGGCUAAGGUCAAUUUUAAAAGUUAAGUGUUUGAUGUGGUACCUCCUUAAGCAUUUGAAUUAUUAAAAUAAAUGUUAGAACCUAAUCCAAAGAAAAGAAUUACUGCUAAAGAUGCUAUUAAAUUUGAAUAUAUUUAAUUAUGUGAGGGAAAUUAAUAAAACACCUCAACAGAAGAUGAUGGUAACAUAGGAGAAGUUGAUGAUAAACCAGGUUUGAAUGUAAGAAUAUAAUAAAUCAAUGAAUAGUAAAAAAUUCAAUUAUAUAAUAUAUAGAGCUGCAAAAUUUGAUAUGCUUAGAAUCAAUCAAUUGACUAAUUCACCUUUAAAAUCACCAGUCAUGUAAGCUACUAACAAAAUGAAAGAAGUUUAAAAUAAAGAUUAAUAAAUGAUUAUGAGAACUCCUGUUAUUACUGGGAGAACUGUUGGAUGUGAAGGUAUAUUAAUUUAAUAUAAUAAUUAAUAGAAUCUCCUAAUAUGAACUAAUUUGUUUCACCAAGUGUGUAAUUCAAAAAACUCUAAUAAAAGUAAAUACUAUAUUAUAUCAAUACAUAGUUAAUAAGAAGCGCCUACUGGUAAUGUUUUGUUAAAAUAUACCUAAAAACCACAGUAACAAUAACCUAAAGACAAUGAAGAUCAAAAAAAAGAAUAAUCUAAUGUUGCCAAAUCAGUAAAAGCUGCACUUAGCAAACAUAUUUGAUCUAAAUCAAU
Messenger RNA from Paramecium sonneborni, 1906 nucleotides. Lineage: Eukaryota; Ciliophora; Oligohymenophorea; Peniculida; Parameciidae. The record is from the annotation of a GenBank genome assembly.